This is a messenger RNA of Brassica oleracea var. oleracea, 826 nucleotides long. Its product is annotated as pathogenesis-related protein PR-1-like. The coding region runs from base 24 to 647 and encodes 207 amino acids. Gene Ontology annotation, cellular component: extracellular region. Lineage: Eukaryota; Viridiplantae; Streptophyta; Magnoliopsida; Brassicales; Brassicaceae. The record is from RefSeq and is a predicted model, not a curated record. The transcript has 2 exons.
UCUUUCAUAGUCACACCACAAAGAUGGCGACCGGUUCAUCGACGACCCAAGUCAUUUUCUUCACAGUUUCCCUUCUCAUUGUCGCUUUCCAAGCAGUCCAUGCAGACUAUUACCGUCCAAGGCCACCGGUUAUCCCUACCCCUUACGUCCCUAAGCCAUGGGUCCCACUUCCAACGCCGAGCCCCAAGCCUGUCUAUCGCCCUCCUUACACUCCGCGUCUACCAGUUGGCUCCAUCGCUAGACAGUUCCUUGACCCACAUAACGCUAUUCGGUCUAGACUAGGUUUGCCUCCAUUGGUUUGGGACGGCAAGCUAGCGAGCUACGCGACAUGGUGGGCGAACCAGAGGCGUUACGACUGCUCAAUGACCCAUUCGACCGGCUCAUACGGUGAGAACUUAUUCUGGGGAAGUGGAUCGAGCUGGGCACCUGGAUUCGCGGUGCAGUCAUGGGUCGUUGAAGGUAGCUCAUACAACUACAACACCAACUCGUGUGACGGAAGUGGGAUGUGUGGUCACUACACUCAGAUCGUGUGGCGUGACACCAAAAGGCUCGGAUGCGCAAGUGUGGUCUGUGAGAAUGGUGCAGGAGUUUUCAUCACUUGUAACUACGAUCCUCCGGGUAACUACGUUGGCGAAAAGCCUUACUAAGAGAAAAAACAUUUUAAACGGUUUUUUUGUUUGGUUCUUGAUUUCAUUUAAUUUCUUCAUAUUUUCUGUUUCAACAUCCUCGUAAAAUUAAAGUUUGCGAGACAUCUAAUUUGCAUGUAACAUCGUUUUGUUGUUGUUGUUGACGUGUGUAAUGUCCUAACCGUCUUGUCCUCAAAAUU